This is a messenger RNA of Daphnia pulicaria, 1020 nucleotides long. RefSeq lists its product as uncharacterized. The record is from RefSeq and is a predicted model, not a curated record. The transcript is spliced from 2 exons. Lineage: Eukaryota; Metazoa; Arthropoda; Branchiopoda; Diplostraca; Daphniidae. The coding region runs from base 265 to 765 and encodes 166 amino acids.
GUGUGUGCUGUUAAAAGCCGAGUCGCACAUGCUCGAUGACCCACACAAAGAGCUGCUGCUGCUGCUGGGGGGUUUCAACUUGAAAAAUGAGAAUAGGGUAGGGGGGCCGUAACUUCCUCUCUCUACUUUUUUUCCAUUCUCCAAACAUACCCCAAGUGACUUCCAUCCGAUCCAGUCGUGUUCAGUUUGAACUGCUCCAGUUCUCUACUCUCCUCGAGUCGUCCAUAAAAAGCGCGGAACCUGUACACAUCAAAGACAAUCAUCAUGGAACAGAGUAAUGACUACGUGGACGAUCCGCUUGUCGCCUACAAGGCUGGCUUAGCAGCAGCUCUGAGUUGUUUACUCACGGCCGAAGAGGGGGAGGAAAACAGAAUCAGAGGAAGCGAUUCCGGUUCUGCUGCCGCUGCUGCUCCUGGUGUUGUCGAGUUGUUGGCUUCCACCCUGCGGCUGCAUCUGCGCAAACAGCAGGCUUUCAACGAGUACUACUACAUCCAGAAGCAAAUAACAUCUGCCCGGCUCGUGACCGUUAACAGUCGCGAUAAUGACGACCUGCAAACUACUUUGACUACUACCAACACAGCAGCAGCAGCAGCAGCAAUUCAGACUGUGACUGAUGAUGAUGAAGACUCGAUCCGACGUCGCCAGUUGUUGAUGGAGUGCUUUCAGGGCGUCAAUCUUCACUAUUACUCGAGUUCCGUCCAUCAGACCAUCGCUCCGCCAUCAUCGCCCGAACCCAACACCAAUCAAGUCGGACCUAGUCUCUGAUUUGAAUUUCCCGCUUUUUUAUUAUUAGACUUUUAUUUUUAAAAUAACGUGUGCAAUUGAAAUGUUUGAUUUUUUUAUCAUGACGUGUCCAUCGAGUGUGUCCUAGUCGUCACCGCGCCAUCUUUGCCAUUUUCGAAAGAAAUAUCGAUCGACAAAGUCUCAUAUCAAUGACAAGCUAUCGCUUUCAGUAUUAUUAUUAAUUACGUAAUAUCAAAUGAAAUCGCCAAUUUUUUUUUUUACAAACAAUGUGGAAGG